AUGUUUGGGAAAAUUUUUAUAUAUAAUCCUCUUUUAACAAAAUAGCAAUUAUAUCGGCUAACUAGUUAAUUCAAUUUAGGAGCCAAUUCAAGGUAAAUGUGGAAUGAAUAUCAAAACAAAGGAUUGCUAAUUUAAAUGAACCAUAGCAACGACCAAGCUCUCAUUCUACUUCACUAACUUUAAAAUAAAGAAUUACUUUAACUUGCAGAGUUCUAUCAGAAGAUUGUUUCAAAGAAUGGAAAAACUUCUUAUUACUCAAAGACUACUUUUUAAAAGAAAAAAAUCCAAAUAUCUAUUUCACAUUUUAAUCAUAUUUACAAAACAAAUUGA
Paramecium sonneborni is the source of this 330-nucleotide messenger RNA. The record is from the annotation of a GenBank genome assembly. NCBI's taxonomy places the organism in Eukaryota, Ciliophora, Oligohymenophorea, Peniculida, Parameciidae.